AUGCUGCGAGGAGCCAGGCCGCUGCUGUCCUUUUCGACAAGGGCAAUUGAGUCUGCCAAAGUCACCAAAUCUCCAAUUGGGCGCAGCUUGGCUCUAGAAGUGAGGCCCAAUGUUCCCAGUCCGUUUGUUGGCCGUCCUCUAGUCCUCCGAGCGGCCAGGCUGCAGUACUCGACAAAGAAGUCGACCGACCCAGAGGAGGAAUACGCAAGAAAGGUGGUAGGCGUCGACCCGGAGCACGAUCGCAAGGUUGCUCAAGAGAAGCUUAAGCCCAGUCCAGAUGGAGUGAGCUCCGAGUCGAGCGUACGUCAUGUUCUCGAGCCGAGGCGACGACACCUCGGAAAGGGUGCCGAGGAGGACGAGGACGCGUUGAAGAAGGGCCUCGGCGCAGAUAUUGAAACUGUCAAAGACACGUUCAAUCUCUCCAGCGUCCCUCCCCUUUCUUACCAGCUCGGCCUGGCUGGUACCCUGCCAUACCUAGGCACCUCGCUCUCCACUGUUUUCCUUAGUUGGAAUCUCAGCACCCAGUGGCCUACCUCGAGUGCCCUGCUGAACAGCAUAAUGCUCAGUCAUGAGAAUGCCGCAUACUACUUCCAGCUUCUCGAACACAUCCAGCUAGGUUAUGGUGCCGUCAUUAUAUCCUUCCUUGGCGCCAUCCACUGGGGUCUUGAGUAUGCUGAGAAGGCACCGCAUCCUCAACGCACCAAGUUUCGGUACGGCAUGGGUGUCGUGGCACCAAUGCUCGCCUGGCCCACGCUCCUACUACCGGUCGAGUACGCAUUGAUCGGACAGUUCGCCGCGUUUAGCGCCCUCUACUUUGCCGACGCCAAGGCGGCCACUCGCGGGUGGGCACCGCCGUGGUACGGCACCUACCGGUUCGUUCUGACCUUUGUGGUCGGGUCGGCCAUCUUUGUCAGCUUGCUCUGGCGCGCAAGGCUCAUGGAUGACGGCGGCAACAAGGGUGCGGCGCGAAACAUCAGCGGAAUCAAGGAGGGAGACCUCACCCGAGAGAUGCCGGAAGCAGAGUGGAGGAGGUUAGAAGCAGAGGAGAAGGAGAGGUUGAAGAAGGAGAAGGAAGAAGCCGAGAGGAAGAAAAAGGAAGAGGAAGAGAAGAAGAGCCAAGAGAAGAAGGGCAAAGAUGGACAAAAGAGUGACUCUAAGGACAAGAAGUCGGAUGAGGAUAAGAAGGAGGGCGACAAGAAAGAUGACAGCGAAGACAAGAGCAAGGAGUAG
Messenger RNA from Pyricularia pennisetigena, 1230 nucleotides. RefSeq lists its product as uncharacterized. The transcript has 3 exons. The record is from RefSeq and is a predicted model, not a curated record. NCBI's taxonomy places the organism in Eukaryota, Fungi, Ascomycota, Sordariomycetes, Magnaporthales, Pyriculariaceae. Bases 1 to 1230 code for a protein of 409 amino acids.